CUCAGCGGCGGAGGGAGGAGCGCGGCUGCGGGCGGGCGGCGAGCGAGGCGCUCAAAGUCAGCCUCGCAGACAUUGCAGCAGAGCCCCGAACUCGGGAGGCGGCGGUGGCGGCGGCGGCGGAGGAGGAGGCGGCGGCCGAGGCGGAGGGACGACCCGGCCCCACGCCCGCCCGCGCGCCCGCACGCCCGCCCGUGGCCUCGCGUCCGCCGCUGCGCUCGGCAGUGCUGCCGGUCGGAGGCAAGAGCUCGCUGGGGCGCCGAGGGAGGACGAGGCGGCGGGGCGCCUUCGCGGAGUGAGCCUGCCGGAGCCCCGGGCUCGGAGCCGCGGCGGCCUCCGAGUGUUUGGAUUGUGAGCAAUUUAAGCUCUAUCCUCAGGAUCCAUUAUUUUAACAUUUGGGAGAAACACAUCCAGAAGAUACACACUAGAUUGAAGGAGGAGUGGGGAAUCUGAAGACUCCAAAUGGCAUCAGAGCUACUUUUCAACAGCCUUCUCAGUUUCCUUUCUCAGAAAGCAGAGACUCAAUCCUUGGAGACAGACGAACACUGAUAUUUGCAUUUAUUGUGGAACGAAAGGUGAAGAAGGAGAAGCAGUACAUUCGCUAAGGAUUCUGUCUGCUUGCUGCUGCAGACCUGUGUGUUGAGGAAUUCUGCUGCUGCUUCUUGCUUGGGAGUUAUCAACUCUGCAGUCAGGCUGCGUUGGGAGUCUGCCUGCCUUUUGUCUCGUCAUUGCCAACCAGCAGACCAAUCCCGGUCAGAACGGAACAGUACACCUCUGUCUAAUUACUAUGGAAGGUGAGAAACCGACAUUCACUAAUUGAAGUUACAUCUCACUCACCCACAGAACACCAUUCUUCAAAGUGAAUAGAAACCAAGCCUUUGUGAACACUUCUGUUGAACAUGACUCAUGGAGAAGAGCUUGGCUCUGAUGUGCACCAGGAUUCUAUUGUUUUAACUUACCUAGAAGGAUUACUAAUGCAUCAGGCAGCAGAGGGAUCAGGUACUGCCAUCGACAGAAAGUCUGCUGGCUGUAAUGAAGAAGAUCAGAACUUUCACAUUUCUGGUAAUGCAUAUCCCACCUGUCAAAGUAAUGGUCCAGUUCUCAAUACACAUACAUAUCAGGGAUCUGGCAUGCUGCAUCUCAAAAAAGCCAGACUCUUGCAGUCUUCUGAGGAUUGGAAUGCAGCGAAGCGGAAGAGGCUGUCUGAUUCCAUCGUAAAUUUAAACGUAAAGAAGGAAGCUUUGCUGGCUGGCAUGGCUGACAGUGUGCCCAAAGGCAAACAGGAUAACACGGUACUGGCCUCUUUGCUUCAGUCGUUCAGCUCUAGGCUGCAGACUGUUGCUCUGUCACAACAGAUUAGGCAGAGCCUCAAGGAGCAAGGAUACGCCCUCAGUCAUAACUCUCUAAAAGUGGAGAAAGAUUUAAGGUGCUACGGUGUCGCAUCAAGUCACUUAAAAACUUUGCUGAAGAAAAGUAAAGCUAAAGAUCAGAAGCCUGACACCAGUCUCCCUGACGUAACUAAGAACCUCAUCAGAGAUAGGUUCGUAGAGUCACCUCAUCAUGUGGGACAGAGUGGCACAAAGGUCAUAAGUGAGCCCUUGUCAUGUGCUGCAAGAUUACAGGCUGUCGCAAGCAUGGUGGAAAAGAGGGCUAGUCCUGCCACUUCACCCAAACCAAGUGUUGCUUGUAGCCAAUUAGCAUUACUCCUUUCAAGCGAAGCCCAUUUACAGCAGUAUUCUCGAGAACACGCUUUAAAAACACAAAAUGCAAAUCAGGCGGCAAGUGAAAGACUUGCUGCUAUGGCCAGAUUACAAGAAAAUGGCCAGAAGGAUGUGGGCAGUUUCCAAUUCUCUAAAGGAAUGUCGAGCCAUCUUAAUGGUCAGGCAAGAGCAUCAUCAAACAAACUAAUGGCUAGCAAAAGUACAACAUUUCAAAAUCCGAUGGGUAUUGUUCCUUCUCCCCCAAAAAAUGCAGGCUAUAAGAACUCACUGGAAAGAAGCAAUGCAAAACAAGCUGCUAAUAACAGUUUGCUUUUACAUCUUCUUAAAAGCCAGACCACACCUAAGCCGAUGAACGGACACAAUCAGAGUGAGAAAGGAAGCCUUUUUGAGGAGGGCAGUACACCUACAACGAUUGAUGAAUACUCAGAUAACAAUCCUAGUUUUACAGAUGAUAGCAGUGGUGAUGAAAGUUCAUAUUCCAACUGUGUUCCCAUAGACUUGUCUUGCAAACACCGAAUCGAAAAACCAGAACCUGACCGGCCUGUUUCUCUGGAUAACUUAACUCAGUCCUUGCUAAACACUUGGGAUCCAAAAGUCCCCGAAGUAGAUAUCAAAGAAGAUCAAGAUACCUCAAAGAAUUCUAAGCUAAAUGCGCACCAGAAAGUAACCCUUCUUCAGUUGCUACUUGGCCAUAAGAAUGAAGAAAAUGUAGAAAGAAACAGCAGCCCUCAGGAACCACACAGUGAUGGGACAAAGUUCAGCACACAUAAUUACACGCGGACUUCUGUCAUAGAAAGCCCUAGUACCAGCAGGACUACUCCAGUGAGCACUCCACCAUUACUUGCAUCCACCAAAGCCGAGUCUCCCAUCAACCUUUCCCAACACUCUCUGGUCAUCAAAUGGAAUUCCCCACCGUAUGCCUGUGGCCCUCAGUCUGAAAAGCCAGCGAAUACCGCAUCGAACCACUUGAUGGACCUUACAAAAAGCAAAGAAUCGCAAGGGGAGAAACCAGUCCAAAAUGAAGGCACGCAGAACUCUGCCACUUUCAGUGCCAGUAAACUGUUACAAAAUUUAGCGCAAUGUGGAAUGCAGUCUUCCGUGUCAGGGGAAGAGCAGAGACCCAGUAAACAGCUGCUGAGUGUAAACACAGAGAAACCUACAGGUAUGACUGAUAGACUAAAUAGCCCUCUGCUCUCAAAUAAAACAAAUGCAGUUGAAGAAAAUAAAGCAUUUGGCAGUCACGCAACAGGUCCUGAACCAGGACUCUCUGGUUCUGAAAUAGAAAAUCUGCUUGAAAGGCGCACCGUCCUCCAGUUGCUGCUGGGAAACCCCAACAAAGGGAAGCCCGAAAAGAAAGAGAAGAUGCCCUUAAGAGAUGAAAGUACUCAGGAACAUACAGAUAGAGCUUUAAGUGAACAAAUACUGAUGGUGAAAAUAAAAUCUGAGCCUUGCGAUGACUUGCAUACGCAUACCACAAAUGUGCCCUUGAGCCACGACGCUCAGGGCCCCCCCUUCUUAGGCGUGGCUCCUGCCUUGCCGGGAAGCACAGCUGUCUUACCAGCAUCCGAGGACUUCAAAUCGGAGCCCGUCUCACCUCAGGAUUUUUCUUUCUCUAAGAACGGUCUGCUAAGUCGACUGCUGAGACAAAACCAAGAGAGUCACCUGGCUGAUGACCUGGACAGCAGUCACAGAAAUAGUGAACUGACACUUCUAGAAUCAAAGAAUCUUUGCAUGGUCCCUAAGAAAAGGAAGCUUCAUACUGAGCCGUUAGAAAAUCCAUUUAAAAAGAUGAAAAAUAACAUAGUCGAUGCUGCAAACAGCCACAGUGCCCCGAAGGUGCUGUAUGGGUCCUUGCUUAACCAGCAAGAGCUGAAGCUUAGCAGAAACGAUCUUGAGUUUAAAUAUCCUGCCAGUCAUGGUUCAGCCAGUGAAAGUGAGCCCAGGAAUUGGGCCAGAGAGAGCAAAAGCUUCAACGUCCUGAAACAGCUGCUUCUCUCGGAAAACUGUGUGAGAGAUUUGUCUCAGCACAGGAGUAACUCUGUCGUCGACAGUAAAAAAAAAGGACACAGAAACAGUGUGACCAAUAGCAAGCCUGAAUUCAGCGUUUCUUCUUUAAACGGACUGAUGUACAGUGCUGCUCAGCCCAGCAGCUGCAUGGGCCACAGGACAUUUCCAUACCCAGGUGUAGGAAAGCCUCCUGUGAGCCCCCCUUUCCCUGAGCGCUUGGGCUGCGCAGGAUCUAGACCAGAACCUGGGCUUGCGAAUGGGUGUUCCGUGCCCAGUGAGAAGGGACCCAUCAAGUGGGUUAUCACAGAUGUGGAUAAGAGUGAGUAUGAGAAAGACUCUCCGAGACUGACCAAAACUAACCCAAUACUGUAUUACAUGCUCCAGAAAGGAGGCAAUUCUGUUACCAGUCGAGAAACACAGGACAAGGACAUGUGGAGGGAGCCUUCAUCUGCUGAAAGUAUCUCACAGGUUACAAUCAAAGAAGAGCUACUUCCUGCUGCAGACACUAAAGCUUCUUUCUUUAAUUUAAGAAGCACUUACAAUAGCCAUAUGGGAAAUAACGCCUCUCGCCCACACAGUGCAAAUGGAGAAGUUUAUGGACUUCUGGGAAACAUGCUAACAAUAAAAAAGGAAUCAGAAUAAAAUGUACCUGCCAUCCAUCUUUGGAUCUUUUUAAAACUAACUAGUAUGAACUUGAGAUCUGUAUAAAUAAGCGCAUGAUUUGAGAAAAGCAUGGUAUAAAUUGAAACUUUUUCAUUUGGAAAAGAAUUGGUUACUGUGAUGUUUCAAUAUGCAUACUACUUCUUGCUUUACAUUAGAUGUCAUGAGGAAGCUGCUGAACUAGCAAUUGGUUGUUUAACACCCUCUUAUGCAUCAGACAACAACUGUGAGUAGCCCAUGAAUGAUAUUCUUUUCUAAUCAUAAAUAAUAGGCGUACAUUAAAAUGUGAAUCUCCACCCACAGUGGAUUAAUGCAUUGCUGCCUUUAUUAGGGUACUUUAUUUUGCUUUUCAGAAGUUAGCCUACAUAACACGUUUUUUUAAAGUCCAAAUUGUUAAAUAAUAACUCCUUAAAGGAUAAUUAUUGAAUCAAAACACCUAAUACUGAUUCAUUUUUUCAGUUCAAAAACAAAUUAGAAAAAAAUAUGCUUACAUUUUUCACUUUUGCUAAAAAAAAAAAAAAAGAAAAACACAUUUAUUUUUAAUUCUUGGAAGGGGUUUUGUGGUUCCUCAAUGUGUCUGCCCCACCCCAAUCCUUUUCAAUAUACUAUAUUUCUUUAAACCUUGUACUACUUAGUAAACAUUGAUUACAAUUGAUGGAAGUUUGAUAGAUCUUUAAAAAAAGGCAGAUUUCCAUUUUUGUAUUUUAACUACUUUACUAAAUUAAUAUUCCUCCUUUUACAGAAUUAGGAAAGUUAACAUGUAUCUUCAGGUGGUUUCCUGAAUAGUUGAAAUAAGAAGUUGUUUUUAACAAGCAAAAUGGCUUUUCUUUGGACAAUUUUCACCAUCUCUUGUAAAAGCUACUUCUCACCGUUUCUGUGGUACCUGUGAGUCUUAUGACCAGGGUUUCUUAAAGUUGGACUCAGACCACCUGCAUUAGAAUCAUCUGGAGCACUUGUUUUAAAAUGCAGAUUCCUAGGCAGCAUCUCAGAUCUACAGAACAAGAAUCUCUGCUAAGUGGACCUGGGAAUCUUCCUUCUGCAUCUUAAUAUACUCCCUAGGUGUUUUCUUCUGCACACUGAAAUUUGAAUUUUGAAAAUUGAAACCAUUGCCUAUGACUUUUCUCAACACAGGAUUGUGAACAAACUAUUUGAUGCCUAUAUUUUCCCCAGUACAGUCACACAUCAACUCAAAAUUUGCAAUAUUGUACUUCAUAUAUUACUGUUAUGUCUUUGGAAAUCGGGUUCAGAAUACUUUUUAUGACAAAAAAAAAUCGGGUGGAGGGGACAACUUUCAUAUUUGGCUCAACAUCUCAGGAAAAUCUGUGAUUAUUUGUGUGUUCUAAUGAGUAACAUCUACUUAAUUAGCCUUAGGGAUGGAAUAACAGGGCCACUUACCAAACUCAGGUGAUUCCAGGAUGGUUUGGCAACUCCUCCUGAAUACAUCCUUAACUUCUAUUAAAACCAUUGUCCUAAGAACAGUGCUGACAAAGAUGAAAACAUUUAUUUCAAACCCAAGAAAGGCACUGAACUCAGAUUGACUAAACAAAAAAGUACAAAGGGCACAUAUACAUGACAGAUUUGUGCACAGUCACUCCAUCGGAUCUGUUAUUUUAAAAUAGUGAUUAAAAGUAAACAUUGAUGUUUUCUUGGAAGAACUUAAUGUAUUAUUGAGCCGCAUGGGGUUUCUAUCUUGAAACAAGUCCAUGCUUUUCAGUUCAGUUUUUACAAUCCACAGUUCUUUCACCAGAUAUUUUUGGUUUUAAUUGUGAACUGAGUUAGCAACUGACCUAUCAAAAAAUUGUUAUAUAAUCGACUAUUAAUUAGAAGGAAAUCUAUUUGAAAUUGUUCUACUUGAGGUUGUUUCUAAGAUUUUUAUAUUAAAAAUGGGCGUUAUUUCCUAAUAUGAUCUAAAACCCUAAAUGAUUAUUUUUUUUUUCUCAAAAUAAUUUGUAAAUAGUUACUGGAUAUAUUAUAAAAUAAUAGGAGUGAAUAUUAUGCUACAUCAUGAAAAUUCCACUGGCCAGUGAAGAUAUUCAGCUCCAUCCCAUCUUUAUUCUGUGACAAUCUUAUUGUCUACACUGUAUAAAUAAGCUUUUAAACAAGUCAUUUUUUUCUGCCAUUGUGAAAGGUCUGGAGCCUUAGAAGUAUGCUAGAAAAAAUAUUGAUACUCCCCCCUUGGUUCGGGGAAAAUGGGCUUUUACAAGGGGGUGAAAUUUAGGUCAGGAAAAAGAACAUCAAGGGCCAGCGUUGCUUUUUUUUUGUCUCUUUGGUUGGUCAGUUGUUUUUUUGUUGUUAUUACUGUUGUCAACAGUCAAAGAAACGAAGGUAUGUCAUAUAUAAAUAAACAUGACCACCAAGAAAGCUGUUCUGAUUUACUAGAGUAUCCCCAAUUUGAGUUUAGUAUGAUUUUAAAGAAAAGCGGUGAGAAAGGGCCUACAUCCAUAAAUGCACUUCAUUUAUGCAUAUGUAGAUACAAGGAUGCACAUAUACACAUUUUCAAGGACUAUUUUAGAUAUCUAGACAAUUUCUUCCUGAUAAAGUCAUUUGUGAAAGGGUACUACAGCUCUCAUUGACAUCAGUAAGGUAGCAUUACCUGUUUAUUCUCUGCUGCAUCUUACAGAAGAGUAAA
Messenger RNA from Eubalaena glacialis (North Atlantic right whale), 7014 nucleotides. RefSeq names its product nuclear receptor interacting protein 1 (gene NRIP1). Gene Ontology annotation, cellular component: nucleus. Gene Ontology annotation, biological process: regulation of transcription by RNA polymerase II. The transcript has 4 exons. The record is from RefSeq and is a predicted model, not a curated record. Gene Ontology annotation, molecular function: transcription coregulator activity; signaling receptor binding. NCBI's taxonomy places the organism in Eukaryota, Metazoa, Chordata, Mammalia, Artiodactyla, Balaenidae. The coding region runs from base 897 to 4367 and encodes 1156 amino acids.